Molecule: messenger RNA, 610 nt
Organism: Solanum pennellii
Lineage: Eukaryota; Viridiplantae; Streptophyta; Magnoliopsida; Solanales; Solanaceae
Product: protein pleiotropic regulatory locus 1-like
Exons: 2
Coding region: 1-555 (184 amino acids)
Biological process (GO): mRNA splicing, via spliceosome
Cellular component (GO): precatalytic spliceosome; catalytic step 2 spliceosome; Prp19 complex
Molecular function (GO): protein binding
Source: RefSeq, a predicted model, not a curated record
AUGACUCUCCCCUCGCAUCCUCAAGUAGUUUGUAACGAAGGAGGACUUUUCAAGUUCUCAACUUUCCAAAUUCCUCUCCUUCCCUCUAUUCCCCAUCAAUUCUUGCUACAUAUCCAACAGUGGGAUAUAAGAUAUGGUAAGACAAUGGAAAGACUAACUCAUCACAAGAAAAGUAUACGCGCAAUGGCUCAAUAUCCUAAGGGAUAUUAUUCGUGUUUUGCUUCUGCAUCAACGGAUGGUAAUAUAAAAAAGAUCAACCUUCCGAAUGGACAACUUUUGCAUAACAUGAUUCCGCAACAGAUGACUAUAAUCAAUGCAAUGGCGGUGAAUGAUGAAGGAGUAAUGGCUACCGGAGGUGACAAUGGAAGCUUGUGGUUUUGGGAUUGGACUAGUGGUUAUAAUUUUCAGCAAGCUCGAACGAAGGUUCAACCUGGAUCAUCUAUGGAUACUGAUGCUGGAUCAUCUAUCAUAUAUGCUCUCACAUAUGAUGUUACUGGUGCAACACUUAUUACUUGUGAGGGUGAUAAGACCAUAAAAAUGUGGAAACAAAGAUGAAAUAUGGUGUUAAAACGUUAUAUUAUUUAUUUUCUCUGAUUCUGACUUGUGACGU